ACAUUUUUUUUUUUUAAGAAACCAUUAGUAGAAUUAAGAUUAUUAAAGGAGAAGUUAUUUUAAUAAAAACAAGUCAGUUAAAGAAAAAAUAGGACUUCAAGAAUAAUGUUUAUUUACACUAGUCUUAUAAAUGUAGCCUUGAACGAGAAAUAACACUUUGUCCCAAGACUAUGUCAACUUAACAUGUGUAGGUGAUAAUGCAAGAUAGGAUAUGUCAUUUUAUCUAAGGUGUUCGUCUUUUCUACUGUCCCUUUAUUUUCUAUUAAACAUAUAAGUAAUGGUUUCACUUUUGACAUGUCUGACAAGAUUCCUAAAAAUGAAUAUAAUAGUAAUGGCGAAAGGAGAGCUACCCAAGUGAGUUUUUCCAAAAAUAAAGAUGAAAUUAGCAUACAAGAUGAUAGCGAGGAUGAAAUUACCUUGGCACCGUACAUACAGACUUACCUUGCACAUAGCGGUAAUCAGUUUGGAUGUUGUGGUUUUUGUUUUCCUGUGCCUUUUGAAAGAGCUUCAAAUAAAUCUUGGUGGGAUCCAAAAUUUGAUUCUGAGAUACUUGAAAAUCAAUACAGAAACAGUUCCUUUGCACAAAUUAGACUGCGAUUUAGAUACUCCUUGGUUUACAUGCUAAUUCUCUCAAUUAUAUGGUGUCUUCAACUCAUAACAUUUGGAAUACUUGAUAAGUCCCAGAAAGAUGCCUCACCCCUUGGUGUUAUAUUUUUUUUGUUUGCCGUGUUUUGUAUAAUAGUCCUUAUAAUUACCCAUACAUCACUUUAUAGAAGAUAUAUAUUACCUGUUUCUUUUGUAGUAUCAUUAGUUAUGUGUUUACUGUCUAUUGCAUCAGUUAGUCAAUCACCGGUUUUAAGUCCUGCUAGUGAUUUUGCUAUAUGCAUUGAAAUAAUAAUGAUCAUUUAUACUGUGAUACCAUUGCCUUUAUAUUUGUGUGUCUUGAUGGGUGGAUUAUAUUCGGUACUUUUUGAAAUACUAGGAACUGGUUAUGCCUUACCUAUCAGAAUCGUUUCACAUCUAUGUGUCCACUUAAUAGCUCUUCAUAUAUUGAUCAUGACAAAUGUCCGUAUGCGUGGAACUUUUAUGAAAGUAGGGCAAUCCCUAUUAGUUCGCAGAGAAUUAGAAAUAGAAAAGGAACUGAAAGAGAAAAUGAUUCAUUCUGUCAUGCCUCCUUGCUAUGCCAAUUGGUUAAAAGAAAAAGAGAAAGAAGAAAGACAUAAAAAGGUAAAAGAAGAAAGAGAAAAGAGGGAGAGAAAGAACAGAGGUCAUUCAAACAGUUCCUCUGAUGCUACUAGGGAUCCUGUAGAUGUCAUAGAUCUUUUUAGACCUUUUAAUGUAAAUUGUAUGAAGGAUGUUAGUAUUUUAUUUGCUGAUAUAGUUGGCUUUACUCGAAUGUCAUCAAAGAAAACAGCUUCUGAGCUUGUCUCAGUCUUGAAUGUUUUGUUUGAGCGUUUUGAUCGUCUUUGUAGUGAAAACUAUUGUGAAAAAAUCGCUACUCUAGGGGAUUGUUAUUACUGUGUCUCUGGAUGUCCGACAGCUAACUCACGUCAUGCACACUGUUGUGUUGAAAUGGGUUUAGGAAUGAUAAAAGCAAUCGCAGAAUUUGAUCGAGAAAAAGAAGAAGAUGUCAAUAUGAGAGUGGGUGUUCAUACAGGAACUGUUUUGUGUGGGAUUGUUGGGCGGAGAAGAUUUAAAUUUGAUGUUUGGUCAAAUGAUGUCGCUCUUGCUAAUAAAAUGGAAUCCACUGGCAAACCUGGUCGUGUUCAUAUUUCACAAACCACUAAAAAUUUUUUAGAUGACACUUACGUAUUUGAAGAUGGAGAUGUUGUUCAAGGUAUGGGAACAUAUUUUAUUGUUGCACCAAAGGAAUUAGUGCCGUCUCAAAUAGGUUCAACUCAGCUGACUGUCACCUCACCUACACAAACAAUGCCUAGUGAUCAGUCAGGAAAUUUUCCUUCCUUUGAGACAGCCCUCGCUUCUCAGUUACAGUCAGAAUCUUUGACCACAGCUCAUUCACAUCAAAAAUCUAACAAUGUCAACUGUACUAUCUCUCCAUUCGACCAUCUGAAGGAUUCUGAUCUGUUUAAAGAUGAAAAUUCAAGCCAAGGGUGUACAGCUUUGUCUACGCCAUCUUCACCUACCCCUCUUACACUUCCUAGACUUCUUUCUGAGCGAAUGAAUGCAGUCAAAGCCACUUCCUUGCCUAAUGUAUUUGCUCGAGAGAUGCAAGUAUGUCGGAGUAGAACCUCGCUUGUUGUUAAUCCUAGUCCUAAAUGUAAAUAUUCAAGACUGAAGAUAAUCUCGCUGAAGACAGCUGAAGAAUUGGGAAAUGGGAAAUCUGAACUCCCUUUUGGUUCUUCGCCGAAGCGAUCGCCACCUUCUCCACUAAAGAUACCUGUACAUUUAGAUGUUCCUAAAGAUGACCUUAGUUUUAGCCAGUCACUGAAUAGCCGGAAGGACUCUGGAAUUAGAAGCAACAGCAGACGGAGUAGUAUCCAGCAACAGUUAUUUUCUAUGAAUGGUCUGACUACAAAUGAGCUCAUGAAUCAUAGAGUAAGCGGUUACUAUACAUCGAGUCAGUUCUCCCUCAAUGAACUUGAAAAAGGAAAUGGACCUAAGCUACCUAGUCCUCUGGGUGAUUCUUUUGGGGCUUGUUUUCAAAAACUAAGGAAGCAAUCUGAUCUCCAGUUAAUUAAAUGUGUUCAGGUGAAUAGCCAGUCUGAAAGUAGUUAUUUUGUUUCUCCUCCCCUUAGACGGUGGACUCUCCUUUUUAAAGAUCCUGAAUUGGAAAGGCAGUAUCGAAGGAAUGCUCACAGAACGACAUCUGGAGGAGUUGCUAGAUCAAAGACAUUAGCAACUGCUCGAUUCAACACCUAUUUUGAUAUUACGAUAUCUUUAAUUGUAUUUUCAUCAGUUGCUCUUUCAUUACUCUUAUUUUUCCCAUUUAGCGUUUCUUGGAUAUCAGUACUAUCUGUUCUUUUACUUAUUCAAUUAUUUAUUAUCUUUUUAUGUAUCCGCUCUGCUAUCAAACCGCUUUUUAAAUGUCUUCAUCACUGUAUGUAUUGGUACAGAUGGCAUUUUAUUGGCGGUGCCUUGGUUUCUUUGCCUUUAAUAGCGCUGAUAACUAAUUUUCCCCAGUCUAUAGAUUCAGCUGAAUCUAUUUUCAAUUACACUUACUUACUUUUUAUAGCAAUAAUUCAUUAUUGCAAUUUUACUCAGUUGAACUGCUGGAUGAAAAGCUUCCUUGCAACUAUUGGCUCAGUUAUAUAUCUAAUGCUUAUUACUAUUACUAUUUUACAAAAUCCUUCAAUCUUAGAUUCAAAAAACCUAUCAAUUUUAUCUGAAAUGCAAAAUAAUUCAGACUUUUUACUGAGCUCCAAGUCCGAGUUCAUUCCUCCCCAGAUUAAUAAUCCAACCUUUAAUUCAAGAGAGAAAAGAUUUGAUGAUGCAACUGCCCUCUCAGACUUUGAUUACCUUAGUGACAAUGAAGAAUUUCUUCCUUUUCCAUAUAACGAUAGUGAUCCUGGCAGAAAUAAACGUUUUUUAGGCUUAGUUAGAAAUUCAACUGUAAAAUAUAUUAAUAUGACUAAUAUCCAUGAAAAUAAUAAUUUGUUGUACUCAGAAGCAUUUCUGAUUGAAAUAUAUCUUGAUAUUUUUUUGUUGAUUUUACUUGUGUGGUUUCUGAAUCGUGAAUUCGAGAUAAGUUACCGCUUGAGUUUUCAUGGAAAUGAGGUCGCAGCUAAUGAUCAGAAAAAAGUGGCAGAAAUGAAGGAUUUGUCAGAUUGGCUUCUAAAUAACAUUAUACCCAGUUAUGUUGCUGAUCAUCUUAAAAGUACAACUAAAGGGUAUUCUGAAGAUGUGAAAGAUGCAGGAAUAUUAUUUGCCAGCAUUGUCAAUUUCAGUGAACUUUAUGAUGAAUCAUUCAUGGAAGGAAGAGAAUGCCUUAGAGUAUUAAAUGAAUUGGUCAGUGAUUUUGAUGAGCUUCUAAGUCAGCCAAGAUUUAAUAUGGUGGAAAAAAUAAAAACAAUAGGAUCAACAUUCAUGGCAGCAUCAGGAUUGAAUCCUUCCCAAAGAAGGAGCGACAGUAACGAACACCUUUUUCAGUUGAUGGAAUUUGCAUUUGCAUUACAAGCAGCAAUAAAGAAUUUCAAUGCUCAUUUGUUAGAAUUUAAUCUUAUUUUAAGAGUGGGUUUCAACUUUGGAGAUGUUACGGCUGGAGUCAUUGGAACAACAAAGCUACAUUACGAUAUCUGGGGUGAUGCUGUCAAUAUUGCUAGUCGAAUGGACACUACCGGUGUCCCUAAUCGAAUUCAGGUGUCAGCAGCAUGCGUACAGGUUCUCUCUGCCUGCUACAACUUCGAGAGAAGAGGAACAGUUUAUGUGAAAGGGAAGGACAACAUGGAUGUAUAUCUUGUUAUAGGUAGGAAAGAGGAAUUAGACAUAUCUGAUCCUAAGAUAUCAUGAGAUUAAUUUUUUUAUAUUGGUCUUAUAAUAUAUUUUAAUUGAAUUAAUUUAUUCAACAAAUUUUAAAGUUAAAGUUUUACAGCACCUAGAAUUUUAAUGCUAAUAACUGAUGCUGCCAAUUCACAAAAUGUUUUUUAGUAAUUUGUGAGAUUAUAUUUUAUUUAUAUUUAUAAAAUUAAUACAAAGAAAUAGUUAAUUUGAAUGGUGUAUUUUUAUUUUGAAUGAUUUGGAUGUGCUUGAAAAAUG
Molecule: messenger RNA, 4713 nt
Organism: Nezara viridula (southern green stink bug)
Lineage: Eukaryota; Metazoa; Arthropoda; Insecta; Hemiptera; Pentatomidae
Source: the annotation of a GenBank genome assembly